GCAUAUUUAUGCAGAUGUAAGACCCAGUCUAUUCAGUAAGGCUUACUCCUUAUAAAUUAAUUUAGGACUUAGCUUAAAGUCCUUGGUAAUCAUCCAUAUUCUAUAUCUUUCCAAGUUACUCGUGCGAAGGGACGUUGUGAGAUAUAGUGCAGAGAGUGACUCAUCCUAAAUCAACUUGAGACAAAUAUUUAAUCUCCCAGGUAGAUACUCCAGCUUUGGGGAAAAACAAAAGACUAGAAAUUCAAAGGCAAGACGCAUCCCACUCGCGACAGCAUCAGAAUUUUUAUUCCUAUGGAGACCGCUGUUCCUUAGCCUAAGCGCAAGCACAGCAUUUUUGUUCUCCUUCCGGUGCCGUCUCCCGUGACGCUUGUGAGCCAAUCAAGAGGGUGAGUUUGAAAGCCUGCGGAGAGAGCUCCCUGCGCGGGAGCGAGGUUUUUUCCCCCGAAUAUGGAAGACGUCGUGGCCAAAUACGUAUCUCAGAAAAUCAGUAAGACCCGCUGGCGGCCCCUAUCUGCCACUGCCUUGCAGCCUCCCGAGGUUUUCGCCACCGGUUCGUGGGACAAUGAGGAAAACAAGAUUUCCAUUUGGUCUGUUGGAGAUUUUGCAGGCUUGGUCCCAAAUGGUGAAUAUCACGGAGAACCACAUUUGCUUUGUGAUAUCCAACAUAGUGGUGAUGUUAUGGAUAUGCAGUUUUUGGAUCAGGAGAGAAUUGUUGCUGCUUCGUCUACUGGGAGUGUGGCCAUUUUCCGGCAUCAUCAAAAUAAUCAGACUCUUUCCAUAAGUCAGAAAUGGGAACAAGCACAUUAUUAUGAUCACUCCUGGGGAAGUGCAUCAUGCACUGGGAUCAUUUGCAAUAGCCCUGAAAUUUUUACUAUUGGCGAAGAUGGCAGGAUAAAUCUGUUCACCACUGACCAUAAGGAAGCUAUACGUACUAUAGAUAAUGCUGAUAGCAGUACACUCCAAGCAGUGACUCGACUUCGCACGACAGAGAUUCUGACAGUCAAUUCCAUUGGUCAGCUAAAAAUAUGGGACUUUAGACAGCAAGGAAAUGAACCUUCACAAAUAUUUUCAUUGACAGGGGAAAGAGUACCACUACAUUGUGUUGAUAGGCAUCCCAAUCAACAACAUAUUGUUGCUACAGGUAGUCAAGAUGGAAUGUUGAGUGUUUGGGAUGUAAGACAAGGCAGCAUGCCAGUUUCCUUACUAAAUGCUCAUGAAGCAGAAUUAUGGGAAGUACACUUUCAUCCUUCCAAUCCUGAUCAUUUGUUCACUUGUUCAGAAGAUGGAUCUCUGUGGCAUUGGGAUGCUUCCUCUGAUGUGACUGAAAGAAAAUCUUUUCUUCAUACAAGUGGAAGAAAUACUUCAUUUCUACCUCACUCUACAGUUAAUCAGUCUGUAAUAAGUGCAUGGUUGAGCAAUGAUCCUACUAAAGAUCGCAUGGAGAUUACAAAUUUAAUUUCAAAUCCAACUUUAUCUGUAAACAGUUUAGAUGUGUUAGGAUCAUGUCUUUUAUAUGGAACUGAUGCAGAAUCUAUUUAUGUUAAGAAGGACCUCUUUGUAUAAUUUUAUUUUUCCAAACACAAAUGCUGUUCUAUAAAUUGAGAAUUCAACUUCUAAGAACUGUAAUCUAUACCAUUCUGUAGAAUCAUGGUUAAACUAGGGUCAUUUUGGAGUACAACUGAACAUGGUUCAUGUUACACCUUAAGCAUUUUAACAGUACAUUUCCUUAGUUCUUCAACAGUAAUGCAUAUAUUGAAAAUAAUUUCCAUUUAUGCAUUGUUUAUUAAUAUUGAAAAAAUAAAGUAAUUAUUUCAACUAUUCUCCAAUACAGAUGAAUUAAUUGCUAGUUCUUUUGUACUCAUACUAAGUAUGGUAUUAAUAGACUGGCUUUUAAAGGUAUUUCCCUUGGGACUUUUUGUGACACUUAGCAAGACUGCAUUUUUAUUUGAAAGACUUUUCAUUGAUACUGGAAUAAACUGUUGGCAAAGCAAAACAAAAA
Messenger RNA from Candoia aspera, 1999 nucleotides. RefSeq names its product nucleoporin 43 (gene NUP43). NCBI's taxonomy places the organism in Eukaryota, Metazoa, Chordata, Lepidosauria, Squamata, Candoiidae. Gene Ontology annotation, molecular function: protein binding. The transcript is spliced from 8 exons. The coding region runs from base 448 to 1563 and encodes 371 amino acids. The record is from RefSeq and is a predicted model, not a curated record. Gene Ontology annotation, cellular component: nuclear pore outer ring.